This is a messenger RNA of Plasmodium relictum, 525 nucleotides long. RefSeq lists its product as hypothetical. The record is from RefSeq and is a predicted model, not a curated record. The coding region runs from base 1 to 525 and encodes 174 amino acids. Lineage: Eukaryota; Apicomplexa; Aconoidasida; Haemosporida; Plasmodiidae. The transcript has a single exon.
AUGGAAAAAAUUAAUCAUCCUGAUCUAAAAGUAAUAAAAAAUUAUUACGAUCAAAAUAUGAAAGAAAUAAAAUCAGUAAGAACCAUUAAUAAUAUUAUUUUGAGAUUUAGAUAUAAAAUGAAUCAUAAAUUAAAUAGAAAAGAAAUGUAUGAAAAAACAAGGAAAAUUUUAGAAAUUCUUCAGGAUUUAUCCAAUGAACAUAUAUUUCUGCAGAACUUAUAUGAUCUUAAAUCAACUAUUGUGAAUAAUUUCAUGUACAAUAAAUCAUUUUCUUUUUCAUUUAUUCAAUCAUUAGAAGUCUUUAAACGCCUUUUUGAAUUAUUGGGAUCCAUGCAUAAGUUAAUAGAAUGUGCAGAAAAAUCAAUUAAAAAUGGAUUUUUGUUAAGAGAUCGUGAUUAUUUUUGUAUGACUCGAGAGAUGAUAUCUGGUAUUUAUCAACCGAUAACUAAAACUAUUAAAAAUAAUUUGGUUAGACUUGACAAUACUUUGAAAAUAUUGCAUUUAUCAUAUGAAGACUCCCACUGA